Molecule: messenger RNA, 963 nt
Organism: Gracilinanus agilis (Agile Gracile Mouse Opossum)
Lineage: Eukaryota; Metazoa; Chordata; Mammalia; Didelphimorphia; Didelphidae
Gene: GCA
Product: grancalcin
Exons: 8
Coding region: 51-710 (219 amino acids)
Molecular function (GO): calcium ion binding
Source: RefSeq, a predicted model, not a curated record
CUGUCUCCCCUUACCUUCACUUCAGACCACCUACUCCCGCUCCACUCGCCAUGGCCUAUCCUGGAUAUGGAGGUGGGUAUGGAGGUUAUACUGGUCAGAUGCCUGGAAUGCAGAUGCAAAUGGGACAGCCAAUGCCAGGAACAGUACCAAAUAUGCCUCAUGGAGGAUACUCUGGAUACUCGGCAUAUACUGGUGGUUAUUCUACAAGUGACCCUAUGUGGAAUUACUUCACUGCUAUUGCUGGACAGGAUGGUGAAGUGGAUGCUGAAGAGCUUCAGAGAUGUUUAACACAGUCUGGGAUUAGUGGAACCUAUUCUCCAUUCAGUUUGGAAACCUGCAGAAUUAUGAUUUCUAUGUUGGAUAAAGAUUAUACAGGAAAAAUGGGAUUUAAUGAAUUCAAGGAACUUUGGGCAGUUCUUAAUGCCUGGAAGCAGAACUUCAUGAUGAUCGACCAAGACCGAAGUGGAACAGUUGAGCUUCAUGAACUGAGUCAAGUCAUUGCAGCUAUGGGUUAUAGGUUAAGUCCUCAGACAUUAACUGCCAUCGUAAAGCGUUACAGCAAGAAUGGUAGAAUCUUCUUUGAUGAUUAUGUUGCUUGCUGUGUAAAACUCAGAGCACUGACAGAUUUCUUUAGGAGAAGAGACAGCAUGCAACAAGGCUUUGUGAACUUUGUAUAUGAUGAUUUUUUGCAGGGCACUAUGGCUAUAUGAGUACCCAACUGAAUGUUGGGGGAGAGAGAAUCCUGUGAAUUCUUCUGCUCAGAAAGAACUACCUGAACCUGCUGUGAACUCAAGCUCUUCUGGCCUUCUCUGUGUUCCUGCCUGUUAUCUGUAUAACUGUUUUAAUCUUAGUGCACAGUUCAGAGCAAUAAAAAUUGUUUUCUUUACAAUGUUACAAUUUGAAAAAGCAUUGCUUUACAUUUUCAUCUAUAUAAUGGAAAAUUAUAUGUUAUGAUUAAUGAAA